This is a messenger RNA of Coregonus sp. 'balchen', 3416 nucleotides long. NCBI's taxonomy places the organism in Eukaryota, Metazoa, Chordata, Actinopteri, Salmoniformes, Salmonidae. The record is from the annotation of a GenBank genome assembly.
AUGUCAGACAUGGUCCCCCUGGAAGAGAGGUACAAGGCCAGCAUGGUCCUAAGUGGAGCAGGAGAUGCCCUGGGCUACAACCAUGGUAACUGGGAGUACGAAAAGGAUGGAGCGUUCAUCCAUGAGGAAGUGCAGAAGAGAGGAGGUCUAGAGAAGCUGGAUGCCAUAGACUUCCCUGUUAGUGAUGACACCGUCAUGCAUCUGGCUACUGCUGAGGCUCUGGUCAAGUUAGGGUUUGGGGAAGGGGCGUCCCUCCCUGUGCUGUAUCAAGCCAUGGUGGAGAAGUACAUUGUAAGCAUGACGGACAUGGUUGGAAGAGGAGCAGGUAUGUAACCGUUUUUAGUCCUUUAUGAAGUGUGUCAUGUUGUGUUAACAUGAGUGGCAAAUGGCAAUAUUUACGCACACAGGGGCACGGUACACUUAAUUUAGAUGCGUGGUUCUGGUAGCGGUUCUGACCGACAUUUUGGCUUAAAUCGUUCUGUGGACACCGUAGAUCGAAACGGCUUGCAUUGAGCGAUAUCCCUGGUUACCACAUACACAGUAGUAUAUUUUCUGAGCCUUUUCGUAGGACGUGACAUCUGAAACCACUUUAAGCUGGGAUGUCCCUCCUACCAUUAAAUGUAUGCACACAUGACUGUAAGUCGCUUUGGAUAAAAGCGUCUUCUAAAUGGCAUAUUAUAUUAUUUCAUUCGCUCUUCCGAUUGUCCAUCAACUCCUGGCUGAACCCUACCUCACAGCCAAAGCACAUGCCUGCAAUCAUUACAUCGUAGCGCAGCAGGGGAGAGGGGUUUCAUUACGACAGCACAUUCAGAGAUCGAUUUAUAGCCAUUAAUCUAAAAUAAAAAACACUCUCCGUUUGUCAUAGAAAGACAAUAUUAACAUGAGAUGAAAUGUGCGUUCCUAACGAGUUCAGGAAGCCCAGCUAGAGCUCUGUGAGACGUUCACAGCGAUGGGGGCAGACGUUUUGAUCAAGAGAGACCUUUAGAAAAUCUGCACAUUUUCUCUUAACACUAAACAUACCAUUAUUUUUACGUUAAACAUUAUACUAAUUUAGCAGACACUCUUAUCCAGAGCAACUUACAGUAGAGUGCAUACAUUUUCAUAUUUUUUAAUUUUUUCUUACUGGUCCCCUGUGGGAAACGAACCCACUUGUUGCAAGUGCCAUGCUCUACCAACUGAGCAACAUGUAUUUUACAGUUAUAAGGAAGGUGAAAUCUCAUACUUAGUCAUUUUAUAAUUUCAUUAUACUAUAUUUAGAAAGCAUAUCUCAAGCCUUAUUCAUACAGUUUUGUUGAAUAGGAAAUACAUCAUAUUAAAUAUUUAAUACUUUCAUGUUUUUUAUCAUAUUUGUACAGUGUAGUUGAGAUUGUGUCCUCAAAAGGGACUACACCUCAGUCAUUUAUAAAAAAAAAUACGAGAAAGGUGAGAUUUUAACAUUUAUUGGAGUAUGCAACAUUAAUAGUUUUUGAUUAUGACCCUAUCAUAAACUAUAAUUACUUUUGUGGAAGACGUAGAUUACAUUUUCGAUUACAUUUAACUGGUUUUAAACCAACAUGUUGAUCUUCAUUAAAUUCAAUACUUAUACUCUCUCUGUCUCCGCUGUAGGCAUCACCUGCAGCAGCAGCGUUGCAAUGCACAGACAGAGAACUGACCAGGGCAUUAAGAUUCCCUUCAACAAGUGGGGCGGAGGGUGUGGGGCAGCCAUGAGGGCCAUGUGUAUCGGCCUGCGCUUCCCCGACCCUGAGCAGGAGCACCUGCUGAUAGCUGUGAGUGUGGAGAGUGGGCGUCUGACCCACCACCACCCCACAGGCUACCUGGGUGCCCUGGCUGCAGCCCUGUUUACGGCCUACGCUGUGAGGGGCACCCUGCCCGUGGAGGCCUGGGGACACAGACUCAUGGAUGUCCUGGACAAAGCCAAGGAGUACGUCAGAAAUUCGGGCAACUAUGUGGAGCAGAACAUGAAGCACUGGUGAGGCCUUUGUUGUGGUUGGCUGCAGAGGAGGCUGGUGGACGGAGUGGAAAGGUGGGCAGAGUGGAACGGUGGGCGGACUGGAACGGUGUCAAAUACAUGGUUUCCAUGUCUUUGAUAUGUUUGAUAACACUCCAUUCCAACCAUCACAAUAAGCCUGUCCUCCUAUAUCUCUGCCCAACAGCCUCCUUUUGUUGACUGUAUGCGGUUCGCACUUCACACCUCAAUGUUAAUUAGUGAAAGUUGUUGUUUAUAAAGAAAUAUGACAUACUGCCAUGAGAUUUUCCAGUUAACACACCAUUGUCUAACCCAUAUAUUCAAAUCCUGUUGCUGCAGGAUUCUUUUGCUGCGACAAUACAGGCCAAAUUAAAUUUGCACAUCUAUGCCUGGGUUUACAAAGUAGAAUGAUGUGUAAGCUUCAUCUGCUUCUGACUAAUCCUAUUCAUUCCAGGGACUACUUUGAAAUUCAGUGGAGAUCCUAUUUAGAAAAGAGAGGGAUUUUGGAUGGAAAGAGCAAACCUCAGUUCCCAGAGUGCUACGGAGUGAAGGAGAGGGAGCAUUUCUAUAGGGCGGUGAGCUUCAAGGGUGUGGGUGGCGCCAGUGGGCAUGAUGCUCCCAUGAUAGCUUACGAUGCCCUCCUGAGGGCAGGCGACUCCUGGGUUGAGCUGGCCAAUCAUGGCUUCUUCCACGGCGGGGACAGCGACUCCACAGCCGUGAUCGCUGCUGCCUGGUGGGGUGCACUGUUCGGCUUCAGAGGGGUGCCAGAGAUCAACUACCGGAGUCUGGAGUACCGUGACAGGCUAUCCAAACUAGGGCAACAGCUAUACGAGCUCAGGGGAAAACCUCUUGAUUCUGAGAAAGAGAAAAGUAAAUUAAACCAAUAGAUGGUUAAACGUGAAAUUCAUUACAUUUCCUGCAGAUGAUCAGUAAUUUCAGCUACUUAAACUUUUUUGACACUAAUUUUGCAUCCCUUGAUUUUUGUAUUACAUAUUUUAAAGAAUAUGACUGGAUCUGGAAAGGUUUAUAGAGUACUUAUCUCAAGCUGCAGUCCAACUACUGACCAGGAGAUGGAGCCAUUCAUCUGCAGAAUUUAUAUUUACAUUUACGUCAUUUAGCAGACUCUUAUCCAGAGCGACUUACAGUUAGUGAGUGCAUACAUUUUUUUUUUUUAUUCUUUUAGUUUUCAUACCCCCCGUGGGAGUCAAACCCACAACCCUGGCGUUGCAAACACCAUGCUCUACCAACUGAGCUACAUCCCUGCCGGCCAUUCCCUCCCCUACCCUACCCUGGACGAAUUGUGCACCGCCCCAUUCCUCUAUAAUUACAAACAUUUUCUGUUAUAACUAACAUACAUUAAUGCUACAGUAGUUGUGCUUUUAUUGUAGCAUGGAAGGUGUAAAAACGGAUUACUUUACUUCAGAUUAGACUGAUGUUAUUGUGUACAUCU